This is a messenger RNA of Paramacrobiotus metropolitanus, 1480 nucleotides long. RefSeq names its product nucleic acid dioxygenase ALKBH1-like. Gene Ontology annotation, molecular function: broad specificity oxidative DNA demethylase activity; ferrous iron binding; oxidative RNA demethylase activity. Gene Ontology annotation, biological process: oxidative RNA demethylation. Gene Ontology annotation, cellular component: cytoplasm; nucleus. The record is from RefSeq and is a predicted model, not a curated record. The transcript has 7 exons. NCBI's taxonomy places the organism in Eukaryota, Metazoa, Tardigrada, Eutardigrada, Parachela, Macrobiotidae. The coding region runs from base 123 to 1208 and encodes 361 amino acids.
UGAAGUUUUGUUGUCCGUUUCCUUGUUUUGCUAAUAUUUUUUGUUGUGUUUUUUGGAUUAGUUUGAUUUCCGCUUCGAUAAAUGUAGAUCGUUAUCAAGAGGCGGCGGUGCUAGUCCGUGCCAUGUUGAAUAUAGAUGUGGAAGAAUCUCCUUGCCAGCAGCGACAGCGGGAUUUCAAAGCAGCCUUCAAAGUCUUCAAAGCUGCAAAGGAUCCCGUUUUGGAGUCGCUCGCGCACGAUGGUGUCACGGUAGCUGAUCCUAGAGUGCGUAAUUCUGAUGAUAAUGCAGCUGAUUCGCAAUGGAGAAGGCGACAUCCUUGUAUCGAUGCAUGCAUAUCCGACAGCGAGUUACAGGAGAUGGGCUUAAUUCCAGUAAAAGACUGGUGCAUUCGCGAGCUGAUCGCAUCGCCAGGCUCGAUGGUGAUUUCUAAUCCCUUUACGAACGAUGGCCGACGGAAGUGGAUUCGACGGUGUUUGAUGGAUUUCCCUCGAACAUCCGAAAAUAUCUCCAAUUUGGAUGCGGAUUGGAAAUAUCCUGCAUCGCGGCGUGAUAUUGAUUGGUUUCCUGUUGAGAAUAUUUGCGGAAGUGACACAUCGAAUGGCACAACGAAGCGAAAAUCUGCGAUGUCUCGUCCGGCUAAAAAGAGAACAGCGCUGGCGAAAUCUCGCGUCCAGCUGUCUCCGAUAUGGAAACUUCGAUGGAUUACGCUGGGCUAUCAUCACGAUUGGGACACCAAGAUAUAUUCCGAUGCGAAGCACACACCGUUCCCAGCGGAUGUGGAUGGAUUAUGCAAAUGCCUAGCCGCGGGAUUGGGAUUUGCUGACUUCACGGCACAGGCCGCGAUCAUUAACUAUUAUCAUUUGGAUUCGACGCUCAGCAUCCAUCAGGAUAUUUCGGAACCCUGCAAAGAUGCGCCCUUGUUUUCGGUUAGCUUCGGGCAGCCGGGAAUAUUUCUGAUUGGACCACAACGACAAGAAUGGCCUAAUGCGGUUCUACUUCGCAGCGGCGAUGUGUUUGUAAUGUCCGGAGCCAGUCGUCUGGACUUUCACGCCGUUCCCAAAAUCUUCCAAGAAGCGAAGGACGGAUUAACGGAUGAUGUCGGUAAUGGUUGGACGGAUGAUGUUCGGGAAUACUUGUCCACUUCCAGGAUCAAUAUGAAUAUUCGACAAGUUUUGCGGCCGGGAAAGACUCGUUUAUACGAAGAAUAGCGAAAUAAGACAAGCGUUGUUUGUGAUAGAGAAUUCGCCUUGGAAACUUUGAAAUGCUAUGAGACUGACAUUGCUGUGAAUUUUGCACUGCUGAAUAGGUUUUGGUGUUCGAUCACUUCAAUGCUCGGCAUCCUCCUGAUCACAUUUUGUCUGAUUCUGAUUACAUGUUUCGCAGCUGCAAUUUAUGAGAGACUGAAAACAUAAUGCGACCGCAUAAACCUAUUGCGAGAUUUGCAACAAAAUAGCAAAUACCGGGAUCAGUAUUAAAAUAA